CCAACCCUCUUGUCUUCGACAAACCACCAAACAACUUCCCCCAUCUCCAAGAAUCUGCGAAUCUCUAUCCUUUAGCAAGGAAUAGAGAGAUCGCAUUUCAUAUCUUCGGAUACCCUUCACAAACCGUCAAAGGAUCUCGAUCGCGACUGUCCUGCAGAUCGCCACGGGUUCACGACUCUCCUUUGAAUUUCCAGAGGCCCUGCGCCCUGUUAAUCUCAAGUUUUUUAAUUAAUCCUUCAACGGACAAGUGCGAUUAACUUCGACCACUGCGAUUGUUUCGAACAUCUCCGCUCAGUUCUUCCAUCAAAUACACUCCCUUGGACAUAAACGGAGACUCCAGAUUUGACAUCUGCUCGAUAACAUCGACCCGUACGGAUCCCAUCCCGUUUGCCAUCUCAAACACGUCAUUAUCUAUCACCAGACCAACGUCGACAACUCUAUGACUUCCGUCUCUCAACCCACUCAACCCCCAAGCUCGGCUUCCAACAACAACGGCGCGUCGCAGUCCGCUCAGUCUUACGCUUCCGCGACCAGAAAAGCAGUCUCGUCGCCUCCGGUCGCGACGGGCUCGUCCUCUCAAUCCCCAGCCGUGGCAGUCGGCAACGUCGCGCCGGUACAGCAUGGAAAGUCUUCGUCAAUCUCGCCAGUGAAUGGCAGAUCGUCGAUACCUCCUGCUGUACCGGUAGUUUCAACCCCGGCUAUUGCUAGCAGCAACGGGAACGCGAUGGAGCACAGCCGAAAGAGCUCCGUCACCAUCAACGGUGGCUACGUCGCAAACGGCUCCUCGAAGGCGAUCCAGUUCGGUUCGCUGGCUGAGUCUCCUGCUGCUACUCAUAGCACUCCUCAGAUCUCACAGUCGACCUCCUCGUCGGCGCCGAUUGCGAUUCCAAGCAACCCGAGAGUGACUUCUCCGGCGCAAUCGCCUUCCCCGAUCCCACAGCCAACAGCGAGUGGUGGCGGCAGACCUCCUGCAGGACUUCAGAGCGCCGGAAUGACUUUUGGUAGUCACCCGGGUGGCGAUGGCGAUCGUCACAUGCGACAUGCUUCCGUACCACAGGCACCUCUUGCCCCAGGCGCACAACCUGGCCAUGACCGACGACUUUCCGGAGAAGGCGGCAUGGGUGGUCCCAACAGAGGCGGCUUCAACCCUCAAGGCGGCCGCGGCCGUGGCUACAGCAACACCUACCAGAACCAACAGAUGGGAUACCCGCAAGGCAACCACCAGUUCCGCGGCGCUCCAAACCAGGGCCGUGGCGGCAUGCCCGGUCCAUUCCCUGGCCGUGGAGGACCUAUGCCCCAGUACCCGAACUCGCCACACCAGGCAAACCGCAGCCCUGCUCUGACCAACUCGGUACCAAGCACCCCGAACAUGGGCCAAGUCAUGCCAAUGCAGAACCCUCAGCAAUAUGGCCAAUACCACCCUCAAUACAUGCCUCAACCUCAAAACUACGGCUACCAAGCUCCACCAUACGACCGCAUGAGCGGCAUGCCUGUUCCUUCCCCAUACGCUAUGUACCCGCAAAUGCAGUACAUGCAGGGCAUGCCAGGCCAGCCACAAUCUCCCCAGCCAGGCUACCAACAGCCAUUCAUCCCAGGUCAAUACCAGCAGCAGCCACAACCCCAGGCAAUGUCGCGUACACCUUCGCAAAUGUCUGAAAGGCCAAACUCAAGCAUGGGCCAGCCACAAACUCCUUCCAUGCCAGCGUCCGUCAUUCAUCAAACUCCCCAAGCAAAGGCUGCGGCUUCUCCCAGCACUUUCCAACGCACAACCCGCAGGAGCGCCGCAAUUGUCAUCAAGAACCCAGAUGGUGACAUUGUUAAGCUGCCAUCGGCAAAGCCACCGGCGUCGCCCGUUCCAAGCAUCCAAUCUUCCAAGACUCCACCUGUUGUUGUCUCAACACCCACACCGCCACCAAAGGCUGCCACCCCACAGCACGCCCGCACUGAUAGCAAGAGAGAUGAGACUGUCAUGCAAGAAUUCAAGGACAGAGUGCGCAGAGCUGCUGAGGGCGAAGAUGCCAAGGCAUCAGACGCUGAGGGCACUGACUCUGAGAAGCCAAAGGCCGGUGAGGUUAAGGUGACUGAGGAGAAGAAGGCGGAUACUUCUGUGGCCGAUGCCGCGGCAGCCGCUGCCAAGGAGAAGCAGGAUGCCGAGGACGAGCUCGAGAGGCAGAUCAAGGAAAUGGAGGAGGCCGAAGAGGCCCGCGAGAAGGCUGAAGCUGAGGUGCUGGCCAAGCGCGCUGCCGAGAAGGCCGCUGCCGACUUGGUUAACGCUGAGAAGAACAAGUUGCUGGCCGAGGAGAAUGACCGCAAGCUUAAGGAGCAAGAGCGUGAGAUGGAGCGCAUCGAGGAUGAGCGCGAGCAGAAGCGCAAGGAUGCUGAGGCAAAGGCUGCCGGAGUUGAGGUUAAGUCCGCAGACUCCAAGGCCGAUGCUGCCCCUCUCACACCAAGCACGCUGGCAUCGAAACUCGGUGCUCUCAAGCUUGGUGGUGACAGCGGAGCAUCUACCCCAGCUUCAGAUGACUCGAUGGGCCCGCCACCAAAGGUUUUGGGCGGUGAGAAGAAGACUAAGCCUGCAGCGCUUAACCUCGCACCUCUCAACACCAAGCCAGUCGAGCCACCGCAGCCAAGUGCCGCACUUCAGUCGCUGAAGUCGGCCAGGUUCCUCUCUGUCCUGGACUCUUCCAUCUACCCACCAAACAUCUCGUCACCAAACCCUGCUCUUAACACUGCUGUUACAAGCAAGGGCAAGAGCUUCAAGUACGACAAAGAGUUCUUGCUUCAAUUCCAGAAGGUUUUCACCGAGAAGCCAUCUCUUGAAUUCGAGUCCCAGAUUAAGGCCUUGAUUGGCGACGGUGACGGAGGAUCAUCCCGCGCGGGCUCUUCGAGAACCCCAGGCGGCAUGGGCCCACGCCAGGGCUCCAACCGUGCUCCAGGUGCAUUCACCAUGGGCACAUUCGGUGUUGGCAAGACCCUUCCUCCCGGAACAACUUCCCAGCAACGCUUCGAGAUGUCUCAAGGCACUAUGCCACGACCGGCUGGUGCAAACCCAAUGUCCGGCAACUUCAGAAGCACCGGAACAUUCCCUGGUGGUAUGGGACCUGGCAGACAGCCCUCGGGCAUGGGCCAGCCGCAAUCACCGCGUAACACCAACCCCAGCCGUGGCGGUCGCCAAGGCAGCAAGCGUGAUAACACGAGCAAGCACAAUGUUGAGGCUGAGAAGAAGAUGCCUCUCACAGCUGGCAUGGUCCUGAAGCCUAUCGAGGUCACAUCCACUGGAUGGAAGCCACGCAGUCUUGCAGCUCAAUCUGCUACUGGUGCCGCCGGACCUGCUCCAGGUGCCGCAGGUGGUUCUACCCACAUGGAGCCCGAUAUGGUCCAGCGUAAGGUCAAGGCUGCUCUCAACAAGAUGACGCCCGAGAAGUUCGAUAAGAUCGCAGAUCAGAUUCUUACUAUUGCGGCUCAGUCCAAGGAUGAGGCCGACGGACGCACCCUGCGCCAAGUCAUCCAGCUCACCUUUGAGAAGGCUACUGACGAGGCUCACUGGGCUUCUAUGUACGCGAAGUUCUGCAAGCGCAUGCUUGAGACCAUGAGUCCCGAGAUCAAGGAUGAGAGCAUCCUCGACAAGAACGGCAACGUUGUGUCGGGUGGUAACCUCUUCCGCAAGUACCUCCUCAACAGAUGUCAAGAGGAGUUCGAGCGUGGAUGGAAGAUGGACCUCGGUGACAAGCCAGAGGGCGAGCGUGGCGAGGAGAAGACCGAGGAGGCUGUUAUGCUUUCUGACGCCUACUACAUUGCCGCUGCAGCCAAGAGACGUGGUCUUGGUCUCGUCCAGUUCAUCGGUGAGCUUUACAAGCUUGGCAUGCUUACUGAGCGUAUCAUGCACGAAUGUGUCAAGAAGCUUGUCGAUUAUACUGGUAUUCCUGAUGAGGCUGAGAUUGAGUCGUUGACCAAGCUCCUCAAGACUAUCGGAGGCAACCUCGACAGCACCGAGAAGGGCAAGCCAAUGAUGGAUAUCUACUUCAGCCGCAUCGUGGCCAUGACAGAUACCCCAGAGUUGCCCAGCCGUCUUAAGUUCAUGCUUAUGGACAUUGUGGAUCUCCGUAAGAAGAGAUGGGUGUCGAAGGAGGACAACAAGGGCCCUAAGACUCUUGAGGAAGUUCGCGCAGAGGCUGAGGCUGCUGCCGCACAGAAGGCUGCUGAGAAUGCUCGUGGACCCCGUGGAGGUGGUGGAGGACGUAUGCAACCUGGCCGCGGUGAUUCGCGCAACUUCUCCAACCAAUACGGCAACCAGCCCCCGAUUGAUUACUCGAAGAACACCGUUGCCACUGAUGAUCUCCGUCGGUUGACAAACAAGGGAGCCAGCCGUGCUUCCGGAGCGCCAAUGUCGUUUGCCCCUACAUCGAUGUUCUCGUCGAGAAGCAACAGCGGACGCAAGAUGGGACCUGGAGGAUCGCUAUCCAGAACUGGAGACGACUCGGGAGCCUCAUCCCGCACCGGAACCCCACCACAACAGAAGGAGAAGGAGCCCGUCGCCACAAUCAACGCGUUCAGUCUUCUUGGUGACCUGAACGACCACGAACCGGAGAACCCAACAUCUCCCCCUCCAGCUGAUUCUCCAGUCCUGACCAAGAGCGAUCUUGCGUCAGGCGAGAAGAAGGGGGAGUAGAUUUUGAGCGCCAUUCGUGUCAUAGCGUCUUGCAUGCCCAAUCUCUUGUGCCUAGACUGCGGGCUUUCCCAUUCUCCAUGCAUUUCCGGCGGGUUUUCAUUCCAACAAACGUGUGUUAAAAGUUGCUUUCUCAGUCUCAAUGAUACCUCAGAUCGGCUUAUAGAACUUCGGUCCCGCAUUAGGUCCUAUCCGGGAAGGGCCUUACCUCUUUUUAAUGUCUCCUGUUCUCGUCAGUCGAAAAAACCGUACCCUCGUCUUCUUCUCCUUCCUCAGCACAUCGAACAUCACCCCUCCCUCGAGUACUGGAUAUAGAAAAACGCGGAACGAUCAAAACCGACGGGUUGCUUUUUUUACACUAUCCGAAAUAAUCGCGUGGUACUUCUCCUUUCUUUUUCCUUGCCGCCGGAGCAUUACGCGAGAUUCGCCACGGAGAG
Pseudogymnoascus verrucosus is the source of this 5103-nucleotide messenger RNA. RefSeq lists its product as uncharacterized. Gene Ontology annotation, cellular component: eukaryotic translation initiation factor 4F complex. The record is from RefSeq and is a predicted model, not a curated record. The coding region runs from base 440 to 4669 and encodes 1409 amino acids. NCBI's taxonomy places the organism in Eukaryota, Fungi, Ascomycota, Leotiomycetes, Thelebolales, Thelebolaceae. The transcript is spliced from 4 exons. Gene Ontology annotation, molecular function: translation initiation factor activity; mRNA binding; protein binding.